This is a messenger RNA of Trichoplusia ni (cabbage looper), 5788 nucleotides long. RefSeq names its product heterogeneous nuclear ribonucleoprotein 27C (gene Hrb27C). Gene Ontology annotation, molecular function: RNA binding. NCBI's taxonomy places the organism in Eukaryota, Metazoa, Arthropoda, Insecta, Lepidoptera, Noctuidae. The record is from RefSeq and is a predicted model, not a curated record. The transcript has 9 exons. The coding region runs from base 107 to 1363 and encodes 418 amino acids.
GAAAGCGGAAGUGGUUGGUCCGCCAUAAUCAUUCGUGUGGGUCUGUGCUUGUGUGGUUUGGUUGUCUUUACCGGUGCCAACCAUUAUUUUUAAUUAGUAGUAAGUUAUGCGUAUGAAUCCAGACAUGGACGAUGAUGAGAAGGGACCCAGAAAACUGUUCGUCGGUGGUCUGUCAUGGGAGACGUCUCAGGAGAACUUGCAGCGUUACUUUUCGCGGUAUGGUGAUGUCAUCGACUGCGUCGUGAUGAAGAACAGCGAGUCGGGCCGCUCUAGGGGCUUCGGUUUCGUCACCUUUGCUGAACCGGCGCUUGUCAACGUUGUGCUGCAGAAUGGGCCCCAUCAGCUUGAUGGCAGGACCAUUGACCCGAAACCGUGCAACCCUCGCACACUGCAGAAGCCAAAGCGUGGCGGCGGAUACCCGAAGGUGUUCCUCGGUGGGCUUCCAUCUAACGUUACCGAGACCGACUUGCGAGUGUUCUUCGGCCGCUACGGCAAGGUCAUGGAAGUCGUCAUCAUGUACGACCAGGAGAAGAAGAAGUCUAGAGGCUUCGGUUUCCUGUCGUUUGAAGAUGAAAUCUCUGUUGAGAGAGUCACCCAAGAGCAUUUCAUCAAUCUGAACGGCAAGCAGGUGGAGAUCAAGCGUGCCGAGCCUCGCGACGGCUCGGGCAAGCUCGGGUCGGGCGCCAGCGGCAUGGGCGGCGGAGCCCUCAGCGCACCCGGCGACGCGCCGCAGGCCGGCCAGUGGGGGCCGCCCGCCGCCGCGCCCAUCAACAUGAUCCAGGGCCAUAACGGCCAGAUGGGUGGCCCGCCCAUCAAUAUGCCGAUGGCUGGCCCCAACAUCAUGCAGGGGUACCAGGGCUGGGGCACGUCCCCCGGGCAGACGUCGUACGCGGGCUACGGCGCGGCGGGCGCGGGCGCGGGCCCGGGCAACUACCAGGGCUGGGGCGCGCCCCCCGCCCCGCAGGCGCCGCCGCACGCGCCCGCCUGGCCCGCCACCAACAACUACACGCAGCACACGCAGCCGCCCGCGCAGGGCUACGGCAGCUACGCUAACUACAGCUCUGCGCCGGCGGGCGCGUCGGCCGGCGGCAGCUGGACCAACUGGAACAUGCCGCAGAACUCCAACUCUACCGGCUCCGGUUCGUACGUGCCGCUGUCGGAGGGCGGCGAGAUGUACGGGCGCGGCGGCGCGGGAGGCGCGGGCGCGGGCGGCCCCGCGCUCACGGGCGCGCUGUCGUCCGCGGCGCUGAGCAAGUCCUCGUCUGCCGACUACUCCACGUACCAGCAGUACCCGCCCGCCUACCAGCAGGACCAGUUGGUCGAUCAGGGCCCACAAGAGUGGCUCCUCCAGAAAGACAAUUAGAGAUAAGGGCGGGUAUCGGAUGAGGGAAUGUCGCGAAACACUGGUUUCUCACUAUGGACGGUCGGUUGUUGCGACGAUAACGCGCGCUCAUCAUUAAGGCAUCGCACCGCACUAGAUAUAAGCUUACCCUUUAGUUCCGUUCGAUAUUCAUAUAUAAUAUUGCAUUUUGUAGCCGUGCGAGAUGAUUCAAUCGCCUUGUUUCAUCUCUACACUUGUAAAUUGGCAUUUAAAGUACAAAUUAGUAAAAUUUGGAUUUUUUCAUAUUGUUACAGGUUCAUUAAUAGUUAAUUUUAUCGAUAAAAAUAAUAUUAAGAGCUGUACUUUAAGUGUUCAGAGAUGAGAGUUCGUCUAUUCUGUUAAAUGUAAUCAGAGUACAUUAUUUACAAAAUUAUGUUAUACUUAAAAUGUCAUGGAGCAUUUGCGAAUGCGGCCCAAGGUUUUUAGUAAUAAUCCAAUAGUUAUAUCAGCAUGUACCUUACCAUCUCAUAGUGCCCUCAAAAUAUGCUCCAUGACGGCUAACGGACGCACCGCAGCCGAAGCCUCGGCUCAGUUUAGACUCGAGAAAGCUAUAUUUUUAUACCGAGUAGAGCACGUAGAUCUCAGUACACGCUAGGCUUCAGCUCGAUGCGUCCGCUGCAGCUGGGCUAACGUGUGCGGGACUGGUAGGGCUCGUCGUACGGCGGCGGCGCGUCGCGGUACGGCGCCGCCACCGAGUACCACGCCUCCGCGCCGCCCGGCGCGCAGCCGCCAGGUGUGCACCAUCCGCAUCACGCGCCCAAACACUUCAACGCCAACGAGUUUAACAAGGAGUGGCCCGCCGCGUAGGCAACCACACACCACACGUCACACACGCCACACACACUACAUGCACACACAUACUGGGAGAACGGUACCAAAUGGAGUCGCGGAUACAAACAUAACAUCAUCGUGACAAUCGCCUGUCAGCUCGCAAAACCAUCAUUUCUCAACUAAUUCUUAUACCCUCUCUUGUCAAACAUAAUUUUAGGGAUAAUAUGCGUGUUAGUACUCCAUUUGUUUCCUUCUCUGUGCACUUACACGACCGCAGUGUGGUUAACUACAGUCGUAUCACUCACAUGUUGAUACACAAUAUUCUUUUCUAUAAGGUAUGUAGAGGUAGGUAGAGUGAUUUCUGUAGUUUGUUACGCUGCGAUAGACGCACACGCAGUCGUUGAUACGCCUUCUAGUACGCACUUGUAUUAGUAGCAUUUAGUACCUUGGAAGCUUGUGUGACACAAAUGGAUCGUGUUAAAUAAUGGUAGUGGUAGGCAAAUAAUCGCUUGACAUAUUCACAAAGCGAGUGCGUACUUGAAGGUUCACUAAUCAUUUCAAUGGUUGCAUUCGAUCGACUCCAUCUAUCGAUUCUAAGUCGACGACAUAUAACGACUAAAAAUAAUAGGAAUAGUUAGUUUUAACCGUUUUGAUAAAGUAUAUGCUCCACAUAAAACUGACGCGACAAUUUAAUAUACCUCUGUAAAACUUCCCAUUAAGAUAUAGAUUUGUAGUUUUGUGUUUUUGGAUUUCACGAACCAAACGAUAUAAUACGUGAAAACAAUAGCUUAUGAUAUACAAUGCAACAAAUUAAUAUUUAUAAUAACUGACUAAUGUUUAAUUGAUAAAUAAUUUAAAGCCUAUUUAGGCGACGUAAUUAAAGUCACCGACGACUACAUUAACACAAACCCACACGCGUAAGUAAGCGAUAAUAUUAAUAAAUAAAAAUAGUUUAACAAUAACAUUGGAACUAUUAGGUGUUAAAACUCUUUGUCUACUAAUUUAAUAAGGUACUCCCACAUUUUCUCGCAACCUUUGGCAUUCGGCCGUCUCUGAACGCUAUUUAUGAACGAAUGAUAUUAAAACACUCGAUAAGGCACCAAUUGGUGUACGCAUAUCGCGGCUCUGACAUGAAAUGACCGGAAGUUUUCGCGACCCCUCUUCUAAAGCUAAACGAUGCUGUCAUUUGCGUGUACAACGGGUGUACACAAUUUUAUUAACUUUGCUUUUAAUAUUCUAUUUGGAUGUGGGUUUUUUGUGAACGAUUUAUUUUUACUUCACACAUUUCGAAUGUUUUCAUAUUUUUUGUCGGAUUUACUAAAGUGAUUUCUUUUAAUAAUGUCGUGUACGUGUAUUGUCGUAUGGGAUCCGAGUGUUCCGUGGCAUCCCGCAGUCCGGUAGAGGAAGGCGCGCCGUCGCGUCGCCCGCUCGUCGCUGCUCGCUCGCGUGACGCACAUUUGACAGACACUGUUAAACAAGGCCAAUUUAGGGAAAAUGACCUAAAAGAACUUAACUUAAGCUAAUAACUUGUAUAAAUAUUUGGUAUAUAUAUCGGUAUGUAUGUUUAAUGUUAGAAUUUUGGUUAUUUACCACACACUAGACUUAGGAAAACGGUAGGCAUGUAAUGAGAUAAUUAUGUGUUAAUAUUAAACAAAACAUAGUGACUGAUCGUGAUUUUAAUAUUUUUAAUUAUUCCCAUUUUUAAAAAGGGAACAAUUCUGUAUAAAUAUUCGUAAUUUUAAUUUGUUUUCUUAUACGCAUUUUAGUUUUUUAUCGCAAUUUUUAAGUUGAUACUAUUAUUAUAUGGAAUUUAUACUUUAAUAAAUAAAAUUUACCUGCCAAAUUGUUAAACGAGCAAACGAUAUUGUCGUAUGUGUUAAGUAAUGAAGCUCAAGCAUUUAGGAUAUAGAGUUCGGUACGUGAUAUCGCCGCAUGCGUCGCUCGCGCCGGCGCAGCUGCGUGACGCACCCCUCGCGCCCUCACCAUACAUUUGUACAUAUAUAUACUUACUUGUGUGUAAAGCAUAAUUUUAAUCGAUUCUCUCGUCACAUAGUUUUAAAGUUUUAAUUUAUGUGAUUGCCAAAUAUUUUUAAAACUGUAUAGAGCUUUCGACGGCCGUUACGGCUGGUAUGUUAGUCGUAUCAUAAUUGUACCCGACGCGGUCUCUCGUCGCGCGGCCGCUCUGCCCCGUUACAAAGUGAGUUAUAAUUUAAAAUAACAUUGUUAGAUUAAAUUUAAUGUUAGUCCUUUACUGUACUAUAUCGCUCAAUCGUUUGACCGAUCGACUGAUUAAAAUUUUAGUGAUAAGCUAAGUAAUUAAUCGCGGGGCAGAGGGGCGACCGCGCGGCGGUCGGCCCAGCGCUCGCGCGCCGCGUCUGACCAUUAUUUGUUGUAAUUAUCUUAGAGUUUACGGACCUACUGAUAGACUGCCCGACGCCCAAGGACGGGAGUUGUUCCUUUAAGUUUAAAUAAUAGAACCGCGCCGCUCCGCGCACGAUAAGAUUUGUUAAUAAAUGUUUUAAAUAGACGAAUUGUUGAUGAUUACAUUGAAUGCAUAAUUUGAUCGUUUAGAAUAGGGUUAUUUAAGAUCGCUCCAUAAGUAAAGUAUAAUUUAUCUAUUGAGGAAUAUUGUGAGGUGUAAGCAAAUUUUAUAAGUGACUAGCGGUACGGGGCGAGGGGUGCGAUGUCCCAAAUUUAACGGUAAAAAAUAGUGAAGAAGCCUUUUACAAUGUGAUGAUCAUAGAUAACGCGCAUACAUUUCUUAUAGCUCUUAAAAUAAUAUAACAUACAGACUCGACUGAGACUCUUCAGUAUGUAGGAAAGUGAAACUCGUACCUUAUAACAAUAUAAUGAAAUAAUAUAAACUAAUCGACGUCGGUGCCUGACUGCCCAUUAGGUUACGUGUACAUGUGCUGCUUUGUGCCGCUUCGUUUUCUCUUCGUUCCUAUGUUAGGUUAAUUUGUCUCGAUUCAUUCCUGGUUAUCUUUCUCAACAUGGGUAGUGGUUCGUUCGUUCGUUUCGGUCUCGCCGUUUUGUAUCGCUUUUACUAUUUGCAUUUGUUCGCAGUAACCUGCCUCGCUGGCUCCCCGAUCCCGGCUCGGUUCAUUGUCAUUUGUUACUAGGUUCGCGCGUCCCCUCGCACAUGUUCAGUUUGCAUAAUACCAUUAUGUUCCAUUGUUUGGGUUAAUGAUAAAAAAUACUUACUGUAGGUUUAAUGUACAACCACCGAUGAUAAGAACGAAAUUGUUCACAUCUGUUUUAAUAUUAGGAAACGAUGCCUUACAAAAAAGUUAAGUGAAUAUAGAGAUGAUUUAUAAUUAUGUUAUUUUCAGUGAUAACAAUUAGCACUAAGGUGUUUAGACACGGGUUCUGCCCCGCACUCACAAACCUUUGGAACAAUUUAAGAACUUAGUUUAUAAUGAACCAACGUGGCAAUCUUCUUAUUAACAUAAAGAAUAUAAUUUAUUUAAAUAAAGUAUGAUAUGUAUUAGAAAUUUUAGAUUUACUCAACAUUAAACUUAGUGCAAAUUAUUGUGAAAAUCAAUUGAGACUAUUUAUAUGGGUUUUAAUUAUUAUUAUAUAGGAGAAGAGCAUUAAAUAUUGGAUGAAUUUAUUAAUUAAAAAUAGUUAGCAAAA